Solanum stenotomum is the source of this 1459-nucleotide messenger RNA. RefSeq names its product phosphomannomutase-like. The record is from RefSeq and is a predicted model, not a curated record. Gene Ontology annotation, biological process: mannose metabolic process; GDP-mannose biosynthetic process; protein N-linked glycosylation. The transcript is spliced from 12 exons. Gene Ontology annotation, cellular component: cytosol. The coding region runs from base 579 to 1337 and encodes 252 amino acids. Gene Ontology annotation, molecular function: phosphomannomutase activity. Lineage: Eukaryota; Viridiplantae; Streptophyta; Magnoliopsida; Solanales; Solanaceae.
UCUCCUCUCGCGCGAAGAACCCAAAAACAAAACCCAGCAACCGGCAGCCCACCAAAAUCGAUCCAGUCCCGUACCUUUCCUCUCCCUUAUCCGUUCGUAGGAGCAAUCGUACUCGAAUCAAGCCAGGUGGAAGCAUCUCGGGCUUGGGAUCGUCCUUCUCAAGAAAUCAAGCGUUCUCUUCACUUUUCUGUUGAAAUUUGUGGAAGGAAUUGGAAUAAUCGAGUCAGCAACCUUAUCCGAAUUCAUCCAAAACCAUCCCGUUUUCCUCCAAGUCGAUCCCAAUUUUCCUCUAUAAAUACCCAUCUCUUUUCUCUGUUUUAGGGGGCUUUUUUCGGGAUACGAUUUCCUCCCCUAGAAGAUACAGAGAUUCAUUAUCUAAAUAUGAGAUUUCUCAUCGAAAAGGCCCAUAAGAGCAUUUUGGAUUCAUAGAAAAUCAUCAAAAAUUAGAAAUUUAGCUCUCUUUCUAACUUCUCUGCUUUCGGAGCCGAGCUCGUGUUGGUGGAAUUUUCUCUUGCUGGUUCAUCUCAGUCGCUGCCCAGAAAGAGUGAAGAGUUGGUGGCAAGUAUAGAAAGAUCAAAAUGGGUGCAAGGAAAGCUGGUUUAAUUGCUCUGUUCGAUGUUGAUGGAACUCUUACAGCACCCAGGAAGGAAUCUACUCCACAAAUGUUGAAAUUCAUGCAGGAACUUAAAAAGGUUGUUACUAUUGGAGUUGUUGGAGGUUCUGACCUUGUCAAGAUAUCAGAACAGCUUGGCAAUACAGUUACAAAUGACUAUGAUUAUGUUUUCUCUGAAAAUGGCCUUGUAGCACAUAAAGAUGGCAAGCUUAUUGGGAAACAGAGCUUGAAGUCAUAUCUUGGGGACGAGAAGCUUAAGGAAUUUAUUAACUUUACUCUCCAUUACAUUGCUGACUUGGAUAUUUCAAUAAAGAGAGGAACAUUCAUUGAGUUUAGAAGUGGCAUGCUAAAUGUGUCGCCUAUUGGGAGGAACUGUAGUCAGGAAGAAAGGGAUGAAUUUGAAAAGUAUGACAAGGUACAGAAGAUACGCGAAACUAUGGUAUCAGUGCUCAGAGAAAAGUUUGCACAUUUUAAUCUCACCUUCUCCAUUGGAGGCCAAAUUAGUUUCGAUGUUUUCCCCCAAGGUUGGGACAAGACUUAUUGUUUGAGAUACCUUGAAGAAUUUAAUGAAAUUCACUUUUUUGGAGACAAAACAUACAAGGGAGGAAAUGACCAUGAGAUCUACGAGUCUAAGAGAACUGUGGGUCACACAGUUAAUAGCCCGGAGGAGACAUUGAAACAGUGUUCUGUUCUAUUCCUCGGCAAGGAUAAUGGAAGUUCUUGAGCUUGUUGCAGUUCUCCAAGAAGUUCUUGAGCUUGUAUGCUUUUAUUCUAUGCACAACAAAAAUGAAUAAUUGCAAUAAAUCUUGUAUUGAAUUUUCUCAUCAAAAUUAUAAUAUGACUGUA